AUGGAUGAUGGUGGGAGUAACAUAGAUAGGGAUGAUGGUGGGAGUAACAUAGACAGGGAUGAUGCUGAGAGUAACAUAGACAGAGAUGAUGGUGGGAGUAACAUAGACAGGGAUGACGGAGGGAGUAACAUAGACCGGGAUGAUGCUGAGAGUAACAUAUACAGGGAUGAUACUGGGAGUAACAAAGACAGGGAUGAUGCUUUGAGUAACAUAGACAGGGAUGAUGCCGAGAGUCACAUAGACAGGGAUGAUGCUUUGAGUAACAUCGACAGGGAUGAUGCUGGGAGUAACAAAGACAGGGAUGAUGCUUUAAGUAACAUAGACAGGGAUGAUACUGAGAGUAACAUAAACAGGGAUGAUACUGGGAGAAACAUAGACAGGGAUGCUGCUUUGAGUAACAUAGACAGGAAUGAUGGUGGGAGUAACAUAGAAAGGGAUGAUACUGGGAGUAACAUAGAAAGGGAUGAUACUGGGAGUAACAUAGACGGGGAUGCUGCUUUGAGUAACAUAGACAGGUAUGAUACUGGGAGUAACAUAGACAGGGAUGAUGCUUGGAGUAUCAUAGACAGGGAUGAUGCUUUGAGUAACAUAGACAGGCAUGAUGGUGGGAGUAACAUAGACAGGGAUGACGGUGGGAGUAACAUAGACAGGGAUGCUGGUGGGAAUAACAUAGACAGGGAUGACGGUGAGAGUAACAUAGACAGGAAUGAUGGUGGGAGUAACAUAGACAGGGAUGACGGUGGGAGUAACAUAGACAGGGAUGAUGCUGGGAGUAACAUAGACAGGGAUGCUGGUGGGAGUAACAUAGACAGGGAUGAUGCUGGGAGUAACAUAGACAGGGAUGAUGGUGGGAGUAACAUAGACAGGGAUGAUGGUGGGAGUAACAUAGACAGGGAUGAUGGUGGGAGUAACAUAGACAGGGAUGAUGCUGGGAGUAACACAGAGAGGGAUGAUGCUGGUAGUAACAUAGACAGGGAUGAUGCUGCGGCUGAAAGUAACGUAGACAUUGAUGAUGCUGGGAGUAACAUAGACAGGGAUGAUGCUGGGAGUAACAUAGACAGUGAUAAGGCUGGGAGUAACAUAAACAGGGAUAAUGCUGGGAGUAACAUAGACAGUGAUCAGGCUGAGAAUAACAUAGACGGGGAUGAUGGUUGGAGUAACAUAGACAGGGAUGACGGUGGGCGGAACAUUGACAGGGAUGAUGCUAGGAUUAACAUAUACAGGAAUGAUGCUGGGAGUAACAUAGACAUGGAUGAUGCUGGGAGUAACAUAGACAGGGAUGAUGCUAGGAUUAACAUAUACAGGGAUGAUGCUGGGAGUAACAUAGACAUGGAUGAUGCUGGGAGUAACAUAGACAGUGAUAAGGUCGGGAUUAACAUAGACCGGGAUGAGGCUGGUAGUAAAAUAGACAGGGAUGAUGGUUGGAGUAACAUAGACAGGGAUGAUGCUGGGAGUAACAUAGACAGUGAUAAGGUUGGAAAAAACAUAGACAGAGAUGAUGCUGGUAGUAACUUAGACAUGGAUGAUGCUGGGAGUAACACAGAGAGGGAUGAUGUUAUUAGUAACAUAGACAGAGAUGACGCUGGGAGUAACAUAGAUAGAGAUGAUGCUGGGAAUAACAUAGACAGUGAUAAAGCAGGGAGUAACAUAGACAGGGAUGAUGCUGGGAGCAACAUAGACAGGUAUGAUGCUGUGAGUAACAUGGACAGAGAUGAUGCUGGGAGUAACAUAGACAGGGAUGAUGCUGGGAGCAACAUAGACAGGGAUGAUGCUAGGAUUAACAUAUACAGGGAUGAUGCUGGGAGUAACAUAGACGGGGAUGAUGCUGGGAGUAAUAUAGACAGUGAUAAGGUCGGGAUUAACAUAGACCGGGAUGAGGCUGGUAGUAACAUAGACAGGGAUGAUGCUGGGAGUAACAUAGACAGUGUAAAGGUUGGAAAAAACAUACACAGAGAUGAUGCUGGGAGUAACAUAGACAGAGAUGAUGCUGGUAGUAACCUAGACAGUGAUAAGGUCGGGAUUAACAUAGACAGGGAUGAUGCUGAAAGUAACACAGAGAGGGAUGAUGCUAUUAGUAACAUAGACAGAGAUGACGCUGGGAGUAACAUAGACAGAGAUGAUGCUGGGAGUAACAUAGACAGUGAUAAGGUCGGGAUUAACAUAGACAGGGAUGAUGCUGGGAGUAACAUAGACAGUGAUAAGGCUGGGAGUAACAUAGACAGGGAUGCUGCUGGGGGUAACAUAGACAGGGAUGAUGGUGGGAGUAACAUAGACAGAGAUGAUGCUGUGAGUAACAUGGACAGGGAUGAUGCUGUGAGUAACAUAGACAGGGAUGAUGCUGUGAGUAACAUGGACAGGUAUGAUGCUGUGAGUAACAUGGACAGGGAUCAGGCUGGUAGUAACAAAGACAGUGAUCAGGCUUGGAGUAACAUAGACAGGUAUGAUGCUGUGAGUAACAUAGACAGGGAUGAUGCUGGGAGCAGCAUAGACAGGUAUGAUGCUGUGAGUAACAUAGACAGAGAUGAUGAUGGGAACAGGGAUGAUGGUGGGAGUAACAUAGACAGGGAUGAUGCUGUGAGUAACAUAGACAGGGAUGAUGCUGUGAGUAACAUAGACAGGGAUGAUGCUGGGGGUAACAUAGACAGGCAUGAUGGUGGGAGUAACAUAGACAGGGAUGACGGUGGGAGUAACAUAGACAGGGAUGAUGGUGGGAAUAACAUAGACAGGGAUGACGGUGAGAGUAACAUAGACAGGGGGGAAACAAGAACAGACACGAGGAUUGGGGAAAACAGGGACAGACAGGAGGCUAUUGGACAUAUGGACAGAUACGAGGCUUUGGGAAACAGGGACAGAUACGAGGCUUGGGGAAACAGGGACAGACAAGAGGAUGGGUGA
Mizuhopecten yessoensis (Yesso scallop) is the source of this 2895-nucleotide messenger RNA. RefSeq names its product dentin sialophosphoprotein-like. The record is from RefSeq and is a predicted model, not a curated record. Bases 1 to 2895 code for a protein of 964 amino acids. Lineage: Eukaryota; Metazoa; Mollusca; Bivalvia; Pectinida; Pectinidae. The transcript has 3 exons.